Gossypium raimondii (Peruvian cotton) is the source of this 2101-nucleotide messenger RNA. Its product is annotated as extensin-2. The transcript has a single exon. Bases 96 to 1820 code for a protein of 574 amino acids. NCBI's taxonomy places the organism in Eukaryota, Viridiplantae, Streptophyta, Magnoliopsida, Malvales, Malvaceae. The record is from RefSeq and is a predicted model, not a curated record.
UAUCUCUGUCUCGAAAGUCAAGCUUCUCCUUUGUAUUUUUGUUUAUAAAGUCUUUUAAGCCUCGAAGAAAACUCCAAAACUUGGCCUUUCCCUUCAUGGAAAUCACCGGAGAACCCCCGCCGUUAUGGCCACAACUGGCCACCGUCACCAUUCAUCGCCGUCGUCGUCAGCCGCCGUCUCCUCUUUUCUCCCCACCGAUUCUCAUAAUUCUCUUACCCACCAUCGCAUUGCUUCUCCUGUUCUUCGCCGUCCCUCCUUUUCUCUCUACCAUCGCCGCUCAGAUUUCCCAACCCACCGGCGUUAAAAAAAACUCCGAUUCCCUCAACCUUUUCCUGGUCUUCUUCACCAUCUUUUGCGGCGUUUUCGCCAGGCGAAACGACGGCAGCGGGGACGGCGACAAUGAGAACAGUAGGAAUGAUGGUGAUACUCACAUUAACAAGCAACAAUGGUUUGAUCAGUACCCGGUAAGGAAAAUCUACGACGACCAUCCUCCACCAAUAAACGCGGUGGAGGAAACGACCGUCGUAAGGAGGUUGAAGAGAAACAGUAGCUCAUACCCAGAUUUAAGACAGGAAUCUUUGUGGGAAAAUAGCGAAGAUCAGUCUCGUUUUUACGAUGAUUAUGGAAUAAAUUAUUAUAAUGAUGAAGUUCAUGAGCUUCGCCGGAGCUGGAGAAGUGAUCGUCGGUUCGAAGAAUGUCAACCCAAGGUUAUUAUUUCUCCGGCGAAGUCACUAGCUCCUUCAACACCGCCACCUCCGCCGCCACCUCCGCCUCUUGCAGCUGCAUAUCGUAAACCAAGGCGAAGUUAUCAAGCUGUUGGCCUGAAAGAGAAUGUGAAUAAUACUCAAAAGUUUCAUGUUGAGUACGAUGGAAGUGAGUCUCCGGCUCCGCAGCCAGUAACGCCACCGCCGCCUCCUGCAGCUGGAUAUCGUAAACCAAGGCGAAGUUAUCAAGCUGUUGGCCGGAAAGAGAAUGUGAAUAAUGCUCAAAAGUUUCAUGUUGAGUACGAUGGAAGUGAGUCUCCGGCUCCUCAGCCAGUAACGCCACCUCCGCCGCCUCCUCCUCCGCCUCGACGACCACCGUCGCCGGUUUCUCAAUUGGGAAAUAGUUCAGAACAAAGGUACGCGAAAUUGGAACGUAGAAAAAGUAAUGCAACGAAAGAAAUAAAGAUGGUUUUUGCUUCUUUAAGGAAGAGAAAGAAGAAGAAGGCUAAAGACGAUUAUCGAUAUGAACCGCCGGCUAAUUAUUCCACCACCAUUCCCCCACCGUCACCACCACCACCUCCACCGCCAAUGCCUCCACCACCACCUUCCGUCUUUAAAAAAUACAAUCUCUUUAAAUCAAAAGGCAGCAAAAGCAAAAGAAUCCAUUCAGUUCCACCUCCACCGCCGCCGCCGCCGCCACCGUCGUCAGUUUCAAAACCAAAGCAAAACACUCAAUCCCCACCACCACCUGCACCGCCAACACCACCGCCCAGGCCGUCAAGAAGACGAACCACAACCAAUGCCAACAACUAUAAGCCACCAUUACCGACAACAAAACCAAACACCAGCUUUUACCAUGUCGACGAGAAUGUAAACAGCGGAGAACAGUCACCGUUAAUCCCCAAACCACCACCUCCACCGCCAGAAUUCAAUGAUGAUGAAAAAGUCAGCAUGAUGGACGGUGAUGAUGGGGCUAUUGUUGGAAGGGCCCCAGUGUUUUGUCCCAGUCCAGAUGUUAACGCAAAAGCUGAAACCUUUAUUGCCAGACUCAGAGAUGGGUGGAAAUUAGAGAAAAUAAAUUCCAUGAAAGAGAAGCAAAAGGAUAAAAAAUUAUAAAACAAAAUUCAGAGAUUUCCCAUCUUUUUUUCUGAAUUUGAUUUUCCCUAAUCAAUUGAAUAUUAUUAUGAUGGGAACUGAGGAAAAAGCUUCAUGAGAGUUCAAUGUUUUUUUCUUAAUGAACACUUUCAUGAAGAUCAUUGUAAGUUUGAAUGUGUGUGUGUGUUUGUUUAUAUUUGUAACACUAAACCAUGUUUUAAUUUGGUGUCUGUGUAUUGACAAUGAGGGCUCUUAUUGUGGGUUUUUUUGUUCAUCAAUUGGAGCCUUUGUGGUUUGUUUUU